AAAAUGCACAUGCGCGGCCAUUUUGUUUUUAAUGGUUGUCGUUGGCGUUUCUUGUAAUAAUCGAAUUUUACAAAAAAAAACAAUAAARUAGUCGAACUUUUAGGUGUAAGUUGUUAGAAUAAGUAAAAAGUCAUCACGUAAGUGAAUUUGAGCUAGUUUUCUUGGUGCUAAAACGUGAAAUUGAGUCGAGAUGGUUUCAAAUGCAAAACGUAUGAAAUACGUUUCCGAAAACGAGUUUUCUUCAUCAGAUGGAGAAAAUAUUGAUGAUGGGGAUUUUUCUCAACACAACAGGAGGAUGGGUGGACGUAAGACCAAAGGCUUGUCAAGGAACGCGAUAAUGGCCCGCGAAAAUCGCUUAAAAAAGAAAAUCUACAUUACAAAUCUUGAAAAAGAAGUGGGUCAUUUAAAAACUGAGAACAUAAAUUAUUCCAAAGUGAUAGACAGUCAGUCUUUACUUAUCGCUGAUUUAAAGAAAGAAGUCAAAUACUUGAAAAGUGUGAUUGCAAACAGUAGAGAUAUUGGCAAAUUGAUAAAAAAUAUUCACCACAGUACAGGUAUGUCAGUCUCAACAUCCUUGGAUCAGAGUUUAUCAUUGAAUGUUUCAAAGCCAAAACAGCCUAUAGCUAGAAAAACAGCACAUCCAUGGGAGGAAAAACGUUACCCAAGUUUUCCUACACCUGAAUCAGAUUUUCUUUCAAGUCCACAUUCUGAAAGUGGAUUGAAUGAUUUUACUGACGAUYUAUUUAAUAAUAUUCAACUUGAUGAUUUCAUGGGAGUCACUGAUACAAUUCUAGACCCAGUUUCUAGUGAAACAACUGAAGAAAAUUUGCAUUUACAAGAGCACAAUUAUACUACAAAUGAARACGAGGAUGAUGUUGGAGUGUGUUUGCACGUCUCUAAACACAGAGUUUCGUUAGAGUUCUGUUCCAUCUGCAGCGACAAYGCCCAACAAGCCUGGAACGACUGAAUUAAUUUAAAAUGUCUGUAUCUAAGUAUACUUUUGUUGUCUAUGUGUAGUCAAACUCUUUCCUUGCACUUAGGAAUAACUGGGAAUAACUGUUAUUGUUACAUAGCUAGUUUUUGUGAAAUUUUGGAGUACUAUUGUUUUUUUAAAUUUUCAGGACCUCACGGAAUUGGAGAUUGUAACUUCAGAAGGAUUUGCAGUCCACCUUCUGAAACAAAAGUCAAAGACGCAGUCAAGUCACUUCAGGGCUGUAACAAUGACUGGAAUAAGUAGAGUAUCAAAUGUAUCGUUCCAUGUUCUAUACAUAAUAUUUCGUUCUAGAAAUCGUAUAUUUUUAUAUUUGUUUAACUUUCUACUAAACAAGUGUGUUUUUGAGUUUCAGCACAUAGCGCAGAGUCCAGGGCCGUGCCGAAUUUCCGGGAUAUUUUAAGAUUUUUUUAAUAUUAGGUAAUUAGGUAGGUAGUGUAAGGAAAGGGUCAAAUAAACUUUUGUAUUUAUGUUC
Messenger RNA from Tribolium madens (black flour beetle), 1466 nucleotides. RefSeq lists its product as uncharacterized. Gene Ontology annotation, molecular function: DNA-binding transcription factor activity. The transcript is spliced from 3 exons. NCBI's taxonomy places the organism in Eukaryota, Metazoa, Arthropoda, Insecta, Coleoptera, Tenebrionidae. The record is from RefSeq and is a predicted model, not a curated record. Gene Ontology annotation, biological process: regulation of DNA-templated transcription. The coding region runs from base 191 to 967 and encodes 258 amino acids.